Molecule: messenger RNA, 3096 nt
Organism: Jaculus jaculus (lesser Egyptian jerboa)
Lineage: Eukaryota; Metazoa; Chordata; Mammalia; Rodentia; Dipodidae
Gene: Myo1h
Product: myosin IH
Exons: 31
Coding region: 28-3096 (1022 amino acids)
Biological process (GO): actin filament organization; vesicle transport along actin filament
Cellular component (GO): cytoplasm; plasma membrane; vesicle
Molecular function (GO): actin filament binding; microfilament motor activity; ATP binding
Source: RefSeq, a predicted model, not a curated record
GCGAGGAGGAAGCACAUCCGCCUGCACAUGGAGGGGACGCUGACGGCCCGGGACAAGGUCGGGGUACAGGACUUUGUACUCCUGGACGCCUACACCAGCGAGUCUGCCUUCGUGGACAAUCUCCGCAAGCGCUUCAGCGAGAACCUCAUCUAUACGUACAUUGGGACCCUCCUUGUGUCCGUGAACCCCUACCAAGAGCUGGGAAUCUACACUGUGAGCCAGAUGGAGCUUUACCAAGGGGUCAAUUUCUUCGAACUGCCACCCCAUGUCUACGCCAUCGCUGACAACGCUUACCGGAUGAUGUGCUCCGAGCUAAAUAACCACUUUAUCUUCAUUUCUGGAGAGAGCGGGGCAGGGAAAACGGAGGCCUCCAAGAAGAUCCUCCAGUAUUUCGCAGUGACCUGCCCAAUGACCGAGUCACUCCAAAUAGCCCGCGACCGGCUGCUGCUCUCCAACCCGGUGCUGGAGGCUUUUGGAAAUGCCAAAACACUCCGGAACGACAACUCCAGCAGAUUUGGAAAAUACAUGGACAUCCAGUUUGACUUUCAGGGCGUCCCAGUCGGUGGACACAUCAUCAGUUACUUAAUAGAAAAGUCUCGAGUCGUCUAUCAAAACCACGGGGAGCGGAAUUUCCAUAUCUUCUACCAGCUGCUGGCCGGUGGGGACGCGGAACGCCUCUCCUCCCUCGGCCUUGAGCAGGACCCCCAGCUGUAUAAGUACCUCUCACAGGGGCAUUGUGCCAAAGAGUCAUCUAUCAACGACAAGAAUGACUGGAAGACUGUUUCCAAUGCCUUUUCUGUCAUUGAUUUCACCAGAGCUGACCUCGAGAACCUCUUUGGAAUCAUCGCCAGUGUCCUGCACCUGGGGAACAUUUGUUUCACGGAGGACAAACAAGGCGGUGCCACCGUGCCAGACACCCACGAGAUCAAGUGGAUCGCCAAGCUCCUGGGGGUCUGCCCAUCGGUUCUGCUGGAAGCUCUUACCCACAGAAAGAUUGAAGCCAAAACAGAGGAGGUGAUCUGCCCACUCACGGUGGAACUGUCUGUCUAUUCAAGGGACGCCAUGGCCAAGGCUGUUUACGGACGGACAUUUACUUGGUUGGUGAGCAAGAUCAAUUCCUCCUUAGUCAACAAGGAUAUCACCCAAAAAACCGUGAUUGGAUUGCUUGAUAUCUACGGGUUCGAAGUCUUUGACAAGAACGGUUUUGAACAGUUCUGUAUCAAUUACUGCAACGAGAAGCUCCAACAACUGCUGAUAGAGAGGACUCUGAAAGCAGAGCAGGCCGAGUAUGAGGUGGAAGGAAUUGAGUGGGAGCCCAUUCAGUACCUCAACAACAAGAUCAUCUGUGAUUUGGUAGAAGAAAGGCACAAAGGAAUUAUCUCCAUUCUGGAUGAAGAAUGUAUCCGUCCUGGUCCCGCCACAGACUUGAGUUUCCUGGAGAAACUGGAGGAGAAAGUGGGCAGGCAUGCACACUUCCAAACACGGAAGCUGGCCGGUGCCAAGGGCCGGAAGAGGAUCGGCUGGCUGGAGUUCCGCCUCCUCCACUACGCAGGGGAGGUCACCUACUGCACCAAGGGAUUUUUGGAAAAAAAUAAUGACCUGCUUUAUAGACACCUGAAAGAAGUGCUGUGCCGCUCCAAGAACAGCAUCCUGAGGGAAUGCUUCCUGGUGGCUGAGCUGGAGAACCGGAGGAGACAGCCCACGGUGGGGACUCAGUUCAAGAACAGUCUGAGCAGCCUCUUGGAAAUUCUCAUCUCCAAGGAGCCUUCGUACAUCCGCUGCAUCAAGCCCAACGAGAGCAAAGAACCCAGCAAGUUCGACGACUUCCUCAUAAGACAUCAGAUCAAGUACCUGGGGCUCAUGGAGCAUCUGCGGGUGAGGCGGGCUGGCUUUGCCUACCGCCGGAAGUACGAGCAUUUCCUGCAGCGGUACAAGUCCUUGUGCCCAGACACCUGGCCACACUGGCACGGGCCCCCUGGGGAAGGCGUGAAAUGCCUGAUCAAGUACAUCGGCUACAAACCCGAGGAGUACAAGUUAGGAAAAACCAAAAUAUUCAUUCGUUUCCCCAGAACUCUGUUUGCUACUGAAGAUGCCUUUGAAUUUAGUAAACAUCAAUUAGUUGCGAGAAUCCAAGCGACGUACAAAGGCUGCCUCGCACGGAGAGAAUACAUGAGAAAGAGACAAGCAGCCACCAAGCUGGAAGCCCACUGGCGGGGAGCGCUGGCUCGGAAGGAGAUCAAGAGGAGAAGGUGGGCUGUGCAGAUCAUAAGGAGGUUUAUCAAGGGAUUCAUCAAUCGUGACAAACCCCUCUGUCCAGACAACGAGGAGUUUGUAGUGUUUGUGCGGAAGAAUUACAUCUUGAAUCUUCGGUACCAUGUUCCAAAGAAUGUUCUGGACAAGAGCUGGCUGAGGCCUCCCGGCAUUCUAGAAAAUGCCUCGGAUCUGCUCAGGAAGAUGUGCAUGAGGAAUCUGGUUCGCAAGUACUGCCGCGGGGUCUCGGCCGAGCGCAAAGCCAUGAUGCAACAAAAGGUGGUAACGAGCGACAUAUUCCGAGGAAAGAAAGAUGGCUAUGCAGAGAGUUUAAACCAACCCUUUGCCCACAGCCGGCUAGAUGAAGGAGACAUCAAUCCCAAAGUGCUUCAACUAAUUGGCAAUGAGAAGAUUCAGUACGGCGUCCCCGUUAUCAAGUACGACAGGAAAGGCUUCAAGGCGCGGCAGCGACAACUCCUCCUCACUCAGAGAGCGGCUUACGUGGUGGAACUUGCCAAAAUCAAGCAGAAAGUAGACUUCUCGGCGCUCAGAGGUGUCUCCACCAGCAGUCUGAGUGACGGAUUCCUGGUCAUUCACGUUUCACCGGAGGACAAGCAGCAAAAGGGGGACAUCAUUUUACAGUGUGAGCAUAUAUUUGAAGUGGUUACUAAACUCGCCAUGCUGGCUAAGAAGGAGUGCAUGGUCAAUGUUGUCCAAGGAAGUUUACAGUUUUAUGUCAGUCCUGGGAAGGAAGGGACAAUAGUUUUUGACACUGGACCAGAAGAACAAGUCUAUAAAGAUAAAAAUGGACAGUUAACAGUGGUGUCGGUCCGGAGGAAGUCCUGA